AUGUCAUCGUCGAUUCAAGUACUUAACCCAAAGGCGGAGUCUUUAAGACGUUCUCAAGCAUUGCAGGUAAACAUUGCGGCUGCACAAGGGUUACAACAAGUUUUAGCUUCCAAUUUAGGACCUAAAGGAACAUUAAAAUUAUUAGUUGAUGGAUCAGGUAACCUUAAGCUUACUAAGGAUGGUAAGGUUUUAUUGACUGAAAUGCAAAUUCAGCACCCAACUGCUGUGAUGAUUGCUAGAGCAGCCACUGCACAAGAUGAAAUUUGUGGUGAUGGUACCACCACCGUGAUUUUGUUAGUAGGGGAAUUAUUAAAAGAAGCUGAGAGAUUUAUCAGUGAAGGGGUACACCCAAGAGUGUUAGUUGAUGGAUUUGAGAUUGCAAGAGAAGAAACCUUAAAAUAUCUUGAUGGCUUUAAAACAACCCCAGAGAAGUUUGACAGGGAAUUUUUAUUGCAGGUGGCCAGAUCAUCAUUGUCAACCAAGGUUAAUAGCGAAUUAACCGAUGUUUUGACUCCUAUUGUGACCGAUGGGGUAUUAUCAGUAUACGAAGAAGGCCAAAGAAACUUGGAUUUACAUAUGAUUGAAAUUAUGACUAUGCAACAUGGUAGUGCCAAAGAAACAGAAUUGAUCAAGGGAUUGGUAUUAGAUCACGGUGCCAGACAUCCAGACAUGCCAAGAAGAAUUGAAAAUGCCUAUGUGUUGAUUUUGAAUGUAUCAUUAGAAUACGAAAAGACAGAAGUCAACUCUGGAUUUUUCUACUCUAGUGCCGAACAAAGAGAAAAGUUAGUGGCCUCUGAAAGAAAAUUCGUUGAUGAAAAGUUGAAAAAAAUCAUCGAUUUGAAAAAUGAAGUAUGCGAAUUAAACUCCAACAAGGGAUUCGUCAUCAUAAACCAGAAGGGUAUUGACCCAAUGUCCUUAGACAUAUUAGCCAAGAAUGGCAUUUUAGCUUUAAGAAGAGCAAAGAGACGUAAUAUGGAAAGAUUGCAAUUGGUUUGUGGCGGAGAAGCACAAAACUCCGUCGACGAUUUAUCUCCAGCGAUUUUGGGAUUUUCCGGUUUAGUAUACGAAAACAGUAUUGGAGAAGACAAAUUCACAUACAUUACUGAAAAUAAAGAACCUAAAUCCGGUACUAUAUUAAUUAAGGGUGCUAACAAUCAUGUCUUACAACAAAUUAAGGAUGCUGUAAGAGACGGUUUGAGAUCAGUUUCCAACGUCUUGAAAGAUCAAUCGAUUAUACCUGGCGGGGGUGCGUUCUUUAUGAGCUGCAACAAUCACUUAUUAAAUACUAAAAAUGAAUUUUUAAGGGGAAAGAACAAGUCUGGUAUAAAGGCAUUUAGCGAGGCCUUAUUGGUUAUUCCAAAAACGUUAUCUAAAAAUGCCGGGUUAGACUCAUUGGAAACCUUAUCUAACUGCCAAGACGAAAUUGAUGACAGAAUCGUCGGUAUCGACUUGAAGUCUGGCGAGCCAAUGGAUCCAACUAUCGAGGGUGUAUGGGACUCGUACAGAGUGAUGAGAAACGCUAUUUCUGCUGCCACUGGUAUUGCUUCUAAUUUAUUAUUAUGUGAUGAAUUAUUGAAGGCUGGUCGUUCCUCCUUGAAAGAAGGAGCGGGUGGCCCCGCUGGCCCUGGUGGGCCUCCAAUGGGAGCACCUCCUAUGAUGUAG
This is a messenger RNA of Debaryomyces fabryi, 1662 nucleotides long. It is a transcript of the gene CCT6, whose product is annotated as chaperonin-containing T-complex subunit. The record is from RefSeq and is a predicted model, not a curated record. Gene Ontology annotation, biological process: protein folding. The transcript has a single exon. NCBI's taxonomy places the organism in Eukaryota, Fungi, Ascomycota, Pichiomycetes, Serinales, Debaryomycetaceae. Gene Ontology annotation, molecular function: ATP hydrolysis activity; ATP-dependent protein folding chaperone; ATP binding. Bases 1 to 1662 code for a protein of 553 amino acids. Gene Ontology annotation, cellular component: chaperonin-containing T-complex.